AAAAGGUUCAGGCAAAGGCAGGGUCACUUCUACCCGAGUUAAUAGCAAAACCUAGUGAAAGAAAGACCAUAAGGGAAGAAAUGUGUUUGUAGUACUCCUCGUCCUGAUGUCACAGGCACAGCAAGGACAUCACAAGGAGGAGUCAGAUUACAGUAAGAAUGGGCAGUGCAGCAUGCAGCGAGAGUCAGUGCUAAAUCAGAGAGGAAUUGUAUCGGGGAUAAGUCUGCCUUCAAAGCCCUGAUCCCAAGGAGGCUCACACUGCUCCUCGCUCUGUUCGAGGCUGGGAAAUUUCCACAUCAUGUAGAAUGAAAGGAGCUUGCUCUGCUUUUCCAAGCAGCUCAGUGCGGGAGCUAAUGCUGAACACACAGCAGAGGGAUCCUGACUGCAUGAUUAAUGAGAAACAUAAUGUAUUUUGGAGGUACAUGCCAGAGUCCUGCUCUUCCAGCCCUGGUACGUCCUCCAGCCCCAGCUUUGCAGCCAUCGCUGGAUAUCAAACCUUUUCUUCCAUUUCCUCUGGAUACUGCGGCAGCUGUAAAUCUCUUCCCCAACUUCAAUGCAUUUCAGAACAAGAAUAUGCACAUCUCUUGGCCACAGUUCUGCAACUCAGUUAUAUCCAAAAAAUUACCAGGGCUGGCUCUGGGUAGAGAAGAUUCAAAAGAGGUAGGGGCUAACUUUGGAACUCUACUGAUCGGAGAAAUGGACCCAAUUCAAAAAGCAGUAAUAAAUCAUACGUUUGGGGUUCCUCUUCCUCACAGAAGAAAGCAAAUAAUAUCGUGCAACAUUUGUCAGUUAAGAUUUAACUCAGAUAGCCAGGCUGCGGCCCACUACAAAGGCACUAAACAUGCCAAGAAGCUCAAAGCACUGGAAGCCAUGAAAAAUAAGCAGAAAUCUGUAACUACCAAGGACACCGCAAAGACUACCUUCACUUCCAUCACUACCAAUACCAUCAAUACCAGCUCUGACAAAACAGCAAACAGUACAACAGGGACACCAGCAAUAUCAACAGCCACAACAGUUGAAAUUCGGAAAAGCAACAUCAUGACGACUGAAAUCACCUCUAAAGUUGAAAAGCUCCCCACAACAGCCGCUACCAGCAACACAUGUUCUUCUGGAGAGACAGAGGAAGAAAAGGCCAAGCGACUCCUUUACUGUUCACUAUGCAAGGUUGCUGUCAACUCUGCCUCACAGUUGGAGGCUCACAACAGUGGCACGAAGCACAAAACUAUGUUGGAAGCACGAAAUGGAAGUGGAACCAUCAAAGCCUUUCCCCGGGCAGGUGUCAAGGGCAAAGGACCCAUUAAUAAAGGAAACACGGGACUUCAGAACAAAACAUUUCACUGUGAAAUUUGUGAUGUGCAUGUAAAUUCUGAGACACAACUUAAACAGCACAUAAGCAGUAGAAGGCACAAAGACAGAGCUGCUGGGAAACCCCCGAAACCCAAAUACAGCCCCUACAACAAACUACAGAAGGGAACACACCCUCUCGGGGUAAAAUUAGUAUUUUCAAAAGAACCUACAAAACCAAUGGCUCCACGCAUCCUACCAAAUCCUCUUGCAGCUGCUGCAGCAGCUGCUGCUGUGGCCGUCAAUUCCCCUUUCAGUCUUCGAACAGCCCCAGCAGCUACCCUCUUUCAGACUUCAGCCCUUCCUCCAGCACUUCUCCGACCGGCCCCGGGGCCUAUACGGACCACCCACACACCCGUGCUCUUUGCUCCUUACUGAACUCCACAAAGGGAUUAAUCGUACUGCAAUAAUUUUUCAGAGCAAAAGCAAAACAAGAACAAUGAACUAUGCAGUGUUUAUUUAUAGUUAAUGUAAAAUGUGUAUAUAUAUAAAUAUAUAAAUGAAGAGCUAGGACUUUUGAUAGAGAACUGAACAAAUUCUAAAGAGGGGGAAGAAGCAGUAUUUUCUCCAGAUGGAAACAUUUGUCUUGAAUCUCAACCAUUUAAAAAGUGGUCCUACAAAUGUUGAUUCAUAGCUAUAUAUAUAUAUAUUUAAAAAGGUAUGAGUUCAUUUUGACUGUGCUUUUUAGCACAUAUUCCCCCUGCAAUGUCUUUCCUGCUUAUAAGACAACUUUACAGAAUUGUCUAAAGGGCAUUAACUGGUUCCAAUGUACAUAAAAUACUUAUAGAAUAAAAGCAGAACAAAACAAAAAAAAAUAGAAACACUGUGAAUAGUCAUACUCUUAACAAGACUCCUGCCAAGUCAGCAUUUCCUGGGUAUUUAUCAGAGUAAAAGUAGAUACAAUAGCUGUCUUGUUAAGCACUAGUAUUGUGUCUCUAUCUGUGCCACUAGGUUUGUGAACUGAGACGGUAAAAGUGCAUCACCUCCCCUUGAUCAGUUGCCACAGGGAUAGCCAGCCUAGUUACCAAACCAAUUCAAAUGACUGCAUUGCAAUCAAUGCCAGCAUGGAAGGAGCUGCCUUGCAGCUGGAAUCCAGAGCUUGUGCAGGAGGGC
Messenger RNA from Heteronotia binoei (common prickly gecko), 2457 nucleotides. It is a transcript of the gene ZNF385D, whose product is annotated as zinc finger protein 385D. Lineage: Eukaryota; Metazoa; Chordata; Lepidosauria; Squamata; Gekkonidae. The record is from RefSeq and is a predicted model, not a curated record. Bases 394 to 1722 code for a protein of 442 amino acids. The transcript is spliced from 9 exons. Gene Ontology annotation, molecular function: nucleic acid binding; zinc ion binding. Gene Ontology annotation, cellular component: nucleus.